Molecule: messenger RNA, 3003 nt
Organism: Plasmodium fragile
Lineage: Eukaryota; Apicomplexa; Aconoidasida; Haemosporida; Plasmodiidae
Product: acetyl coenzyme A synthetase (ADP forming), alpha domain-containing protein
Exons: 1
Coding region: 1-3003 (1000 amino acids)
Molecular function (GO): acetate-CoA ligase (ADP-forming) activity; ATP binding
Source: RefSeq, a predicted model, not a curated record
AUGAUUCUAAGCAAGCGCAGCAGUAAACUGGGGGCGCUGCGGAACUACUACAGCGUGUGGGUGGGGUACAACCAAAAUGUGCAGCAAGUGGGGAACUUCAAGAAUAGCUUGAACUACCUGUUCAAGCCAAAGAGCAUUGGAGUGAUCGGAGCGACAGAGAGGGUCGGUUCUGUGGGAAAUUCCAUUGUCAAGAAUCUUAUGCAAGGAGAGGAAACUUACAAAUUAUAUUUUGUCAAUAGGAAGGGAGGCAAGGUAUAUGACCGAGACAGCUACAAAACGAUUGGCGAGGUUCCGGAAGAAAAUAUUGAUUUGGCAGUGAUAGCUGUUCCACGGGAUCACGUCCUAGGAGUCAUGAAAGAAUUGAAUAGUAAAAAUGUGAAAGGGGUAGUAAUUGUAACUGCUGGGUUCAAAGAAACGGGUUCAGAAGGAAUAAAAUUAGAACAACAAAUUAUAGAUGUAGCCAAAAAUAAUGGAAUAAGAAUUAUUGGGCCAAACUGUUUAGGUAUUAUACACUCGUAUCACAAUAUGAAUGCUUCCUUUGCAGAUAAUAAGAUAUUAAAAGGGAAUUUUUCUUUAUUAUCACAAAGUGGAGCCAUCUGUUCAGCUGCAUUAGAUCUGUCUCUACAACACAACAUUGGAUUUUCACAUUUCAUUUCUGUGGGUUCUAUGUGUGAUGUACAAUUUUAUGAAUUAGUGGAAUAUCUUUUUUAUGACAUGAACACCAAGUAUAUCUUACUCUAUGUAGAAUCGAUUGGAGACAUGAAUAAAUUUAUGGCUGUUUGUAAAAAGGUAUGUUUAUACAAACCCAUUAUCCUUUUGAAGAGUGGUAAAACAGCUAAAGCGGCAGAAGCAGCUAUUUCACAUACGGGUUCUAUGGUUGGAAAUUAUGAAAUAUUUUAUGCAUCUAUGAAAAAAUUAGGGGUUCUGGUUGUAGAUAAUUUUGAAGAAUUAUUUAACAUGUGUAAAAUUCUUAACUUGUCGAGCUAUCCCGAGACGAAUGAAGUGUGUGUGGUGACGAAUGCAGGAGGUCCAGGAGUACUUCUAGUGGAUAAUAUAACAAGGAACGAUGGAAAUUUGUCCAAGCUGAAUGAAGAUUUGAAGAAAAAGCUAGAUUCUUUUUUACCUCCUUCAUGGAGUAAAGCGAACCCAGUUGACAUCCUGGGAGAUGCAUCCCCAGUGUUGUAUAAAAAAACAGUCGACGCAUUAAUAAAAGAUAAUCAAUUCAAAAAUAUAAUUAUUCUCUUGUCUCCGCAAAGUGUCACAGAACCAAUGAACACUGCAAAGGAAAUUAUUAAUGUGAAGGAUGAUAUGACGAAGCAAGGAAAACUGAUCCUGUGUAACUACCUCGGAGGCACAUCUUUAGAAGAAUCUACGAACCUUUUAAAUAAAAAUAAUAUCCCUACCUUUAUUCACCCUGAACACUCCGCACAAAAUUUAUUAAAGCUUUAUAAAAAUAUGAUCCACAUUCAAAAUCUGUAUGAGGAAAUACCUACCUUUUUGGCAGAUGCAGAACAGAAUCAUUAUGUGAAUGGAAUCAUUUAUAAGCACCAUUUUGGUAACACCACGAACUUUGGUUGUGGAGAAGCGGGACAGGAGCAAGCAGGCAGUAAACAACAGCACAGUAGCGGUGGUAGUAGCGGUGGUGGUACGCCAGAAGAUAUAAUACAAAAUGCGCUCAAAAAUAAAAACUACAUUUUAAAUGAAUUUGAUUCGAAGAAAAUUCUUCAAGCAUAUGGCAUCCCAACAGUUUCAACAGAAAUAUUCCACACCCUGGAAGAUAUACAAAAAAAUAUUUCUAGCAUUGCCUUCCCAUGUGCGAUGAAAAUAUAUUCAGACACCAUUACACACAAAAAGGAUAUAGGCGGAGUUAUUCUUAAUAUAAAAAAUCAGGAAGAGCUCAUCGAGGCCUAUAAAACUGUACAUGAAAAUGUAAAAAAACACAAGGUAGAAAGUGAAUUUAAAGGAGUCACCAUACAAACCAUGAUGAAUACAAAUGACGGUAUAGAGUUAAUUCUAGGGUAUUAUUUUGAUGCAAAUUUUGGACCCGUUUUGCUAUUCGGUUCAGGUGGAUCCUACGUGGAAAUAUUUAAAGACAAUGUGUUGUUGAUCCCACCACUCAGCUACUCAUACACACACCAUACGAUGAAGGAGACAAAAAUUUAUCAUGCCCUGUUAGGAAAAUCUUCCAGGUUUAAAAAAUGUGAUAUGCCAAAACUUAUUAGCCAAAUUAUGAAUUUUGCUGACCUCAUUAUGGAUCUCGUCCCCUACAUUAACGAGUGUGAUAUAAACCCCUUGUUCGUGUCGGGUAGCGACAUUGUUGCCUUAGAUGCUAGAUUCACUCUGCGCAAAAAUGUAAAUGUGGACUCGUUCCAGUCUGCAAAGAGCAACCCUCUAUACAGCAGCUUUGCGAAGAAGUACCCAGUGGAUAUGGUCUUUUUUGGUGAGGACGCCUCAGGGGAUAACACGAAAAAGGGCGAUGCAUCACAGGCACAGAAGAAGGGUGCCUCUAGUGAAGAAGCCACCUCCCCACUGCACCUACCCAGUCAGUUCAAUUCCAUCACCAGGUCUAUCCACCCCUACGAUGUCAAACUUAUGCACGCCUUCCUCCAAAGCAACGCAAAAGAGUUACACCAAAGUACCUUCUUCUUCACCACGGAGGACAGCAUAAAGACGAAGUUGUUUGCCUUCGAGCUGUGCAAUGCGGACUACGACCUGUACAAUGUCAUUCUACACAUGCAAAGCAAUAAGGUUACUGGCUUGGUGAAAACAGAAAAGAGACAAGACGCCAACCACUGCUAUACUUAUGCAACCGAUGCGGCCACCUUUACUCACUUGAUGCAGAAGCUACAUGCCUUUUCCAUGAAGCAAAAUUGUACUUCCAAUUUUGUUUACCUUAAGAAGGACUCCCCGUUUGCGGAGCAACUCAAGUCCAUGUCCUACGCGCUGGACUACGAGCAGGGCGAUGUAGCCUGCUACGUGGGCGCCACCCAAACCGGGGCCUAA